GGCAGAAUCCCUCCCACACAAAACGCUUCUAACUUAGGCCGCGCACACAGACUAACGCCACUGGGCCGACAAAGACAAACCCUCACAAACAUUCAUAUUCCGUCCUACUGACUUCUCCGGACUUCGGAAGGUUUCCCGAGAUCCGCAUCAAAAACUUGGUGGGCGCUCGUCAAACAUCAUAUCCCAGCCCCAUCACCAGAUCAGCAUCUCUACAACCGCCAUGUCCGAAAGAGGCCAUUUCCGUGGAGGCGGCGGCCGAGGAGGCGGUGGAGGUCGUGGUGGUAGGGGCGGAGGAAGAGGAGGUGGUGCUGCAUCUCAACAGACCAAUCAGCCUCACGAAAAGCCCAAGAAGGAAAACAUCCUCGAUUUGACAAAGUAUAUCGACAAACAGAUCAACGUCAAGUUCAACGGAGGAAGAGAGAUUGUCGGCACCCUCAAAGGCUACGACCAGUUGAUGAAUCUUGUCUUGGACGACGUCAAAGAGACUAUGAGAGAUGAUGAAGGUAACGAGACUACUCGAUCUCUGGGCUUGAUAGUAGCCCGUGGCACAUUGCUCGUCAUGGUUUCACCUACGGAUGGGAGCGAAGAAAUCGAAAAUCCUUUUCAACAGCCAACAGAGGAAUGAAACCCAUUCACAACGAUCCUCGCCUCGCCUCGCCUCGCCACGCUAUGAAGAUGGGAGAACUCCGAGAAAAUCUCUAGAAGAAGCUCCGUGGGUCUUUCAGCAUUCUGAUGACAGGAAUCGAAUCCGCGGCCGCGCCGAAUGGCAAGGCAUCCGGGCCCUUUAGACAGUACGUCUCGGAUGCAGCACCGUCCUGUGAUAGAAUCAGAAGCUUGGAAACCGAGUGCAAUGGAGAUUAUGAUUUUUUUGCUCUUCCGUCUCUGCUCUCUAUAUUCAACAUGUUUAGAUUCUGGCUUCCUCUCACCAGGAACAGCCAGUCACUUAAACGUUAGGGAUUUUGGUUAAG
Messenger RNA from Exophiala xenobiotica, 968 nucleotides. RefSeq lists its product as uncharacterized. The transcript is spliced from 3 exons. Lineage: Eukaryota; Fungi; Ascomycota; Eurotiomycetes; Chaetothyriales; Herpotrichiellaceae. Gene Ontology annotation, molecular function: RNA binding. The coding region runs from base 221 to 625 and encodes 134 amino acids. Gene Ontology annotation, cellular component: U6 snRNP; catalytic step 2 spliceosome; U2-type prespliceosome. The record is from RefSeq and is a predicted model, not a curated record. Gene Ontology annotation, biological process: mRNA splicing, via spliceosome; nuclear-transcribed mRNA catabolic process.